Achroia grisella is the source of this 2321-nucleotide messenger RNA. Its product is annotated as zinc finger protein 883-like. Gene Ontology annotation, molecular function: DNA-binding transcription factor activity, RNA polymerase II-specific; RNA polymerase II cis-regulatory region sequence-specific DNA binding. Bases 359 to 1987 code for a protein of 542 amino acids. The transcript has 9 exons. The record is from RefSeq and is a predicted model, not a curated record. Lineage: Eukaryota; Metazoa; Arthropoda; Insecta; Lepidoptera; Pyralidae. Gene Ontology annotation, biological process: regulation of DNA-templated transcription.
UUUUCGAAAAAUAUAUAGAAUUCUUGUUUAUCUUAGAAUUUCAUAUUAGUAAUAUUGAAUAAUUCAAUUCUUAUUUGAGAAACGGCAAAUAACUUUUAUCUACAAACAAUAUUUUUUCUAUUUUAUGAACAUUAUACUCUCAUAAAGAUAUAAUAUUGUACAUCUACCUAAUUUUAAAUAUCAAUUGCAUUCUACGAUAUGAAAUUUACACGAAAUAAUAAACAAAUUAAAGUGAAAACUCAGUUAUAUUUUAAGCUGUAUAUACUGCCCUUAGCAUCAAGUAAAGACUAGCUAAAAAAAAUUAAGAAACUUCUGACUAUUUGCAGAAUUAAGGUAUAGGAAAUUAAAUGAAGUGAUAAUGUAUUCAGUAAAAGUGGAGUUAGAUAGAAAAGACAUUUGUCGCGGCUGCCUCAGUACAGACAGGCAAACAGCUUUAAUAAAAAAGUAUGCGGAUUUAUUCUUCAGCUUGUUAGGAGAUCAGCAACAGUAUUCAGAUGCAAAAUUAUAUUUAUGUUGGGAAUGCAGAGCGCUUCUGAAAGGGAUCCAGAAAUUCCAGGAUCGUAUUCAACAUGCACAGUUUAUACUGCAAGAAUCACUUUUUGCACUGGGAAACAUAUCACUAUCAAGUCUAUCAAAUUUAUCAAAAAUACAAAAAGAUUUCUACGAUGUCAUUAUAGAUGAGGAUGAACCAAAACCAAUACAGGAGAACAACCUAGAAGAAGAAGUAGACAAUUUAAUUAAACAAGAGAUAGACGACGUUGAUGAUUCCUUUCAGGAUUUUAAAGCUGAAGACGACCCACCGGAAUUCAUAGACAAUAUAGUGCCACAGAUAAAAAAAGAGAGUAUAAAGAAACACUCUAUAAAAAGGUAUGAGAGUAAAGCGCGUGUGAUCAAAAGUGAUAUAGAUUUAAGUGAUUCAAAAAAGUACUGGGUUAGAGUGUACUUGAAUGAGACAGAAAUAGAAGAAUUAUUAGAAAGAGACAACAUUACUAGCAGUUACAAGAAGAAGCCUUAUAAGUGUGAAGAUUGCAAUAAGGCAUACAAGAGAGAGGUAGAUUUUAAGAGGCACAUUACAUUUUCUCAUCGGGACCAAUCGGCCCUCAAGUGUACAAUGUGUAAAGUAAAGUUCACGUCGUGGCCGUCACUGGAGCACCACUGGAGGCGCCACAACGUGCACUACCGCUGCGUACUAUGCGGCUGGCUGUCCCGCAGGCCGACGGCUAUAACCGCACACAACAGACGAGUGCACUCGAUGGUGUAUGUUUGUAAUACUUGUGAUGCCAGGUGCCGUACUUUGAGGGAGUUUAGCAAUCAUUACAAGGAAGUCCACGAGCGGAUCAUUUGUGACCACUGCGGUAAGAGCUUCAUGAAGAAACGAACUCUGGAGAAACAUAUAAAACGUAACCACUUACCAGCAACCUGCCACACCUGCGGCAGAACGUACGCUCAUUACCACGUCCUAGAGAACCACUACAGGAUGCACCAUCCGGAGCUAAUCCGCGGCGACACGAGGACAGAGCUGGCGUACUGCGUCGAGUGUGACAAACAGUUUCCCACGGUAUACAAGUAUAGGCGGCACCUGGCGACGGCCGCUAAACAUACACCGCCCAAACCUGUCAGGAUUCCAUGUCCGGAGUGUGGCAAGGUAUUCGCACGCAAAAUCCGCAUGACCAACCAUUAUAGGUCGGUGCAUAUGAACAACACGAAGCACAGAUGUGAUAUAUGUAAUAAAACGUUCUGUUCGGCGUACUCGGCACGGACGCACCGGCAGUACGUGCAUGAGAAGAUACCGAUGCCGAAGAACAAGAUGUGCGACAUAUGUGGACGGGGUUUCAGUACAAAUCGGAUCCUUACAAACCAUCGAAGAACUCACACAGGCGAGCGUCCCUACAAAUGUACAUACUGCCCAGCCACAUUCGCACAACGGACAGCUAUGAAGACCCAUGAAAAGACUCAGCACAAAAAUCUAGUCUAUACCGCAUCUUAAGGACUUAAUCCUAUACGCCCUAUGCCUUAGGAGCACAAAAAAACGUUUUGUUUAUGCUCGACGGACGCCAUUAUGAAUUUUGGCGGGAACUAGUAGUAAAUAUGAAAGGAAAUUUGUUAAGGAUAACAUGGUGAUCCAGUGCUAGAGAAAUUUAUAAACAUUUAUAUGUAUAUAAUGUCUAAAGAAAUAUGAUUGAUGAAAAUAUAAUAUCAGAAUUUUACCGAAGAUAAUAAAAGCUGAAUAAAAAAAAGAUAAAGCUGUAUGGGCUGAGACCCUUCCCAUAGAAAAUACCGAAAUGUUUGUUUUUUAUUUUUUAAAGUCUUGGCGGCGCGAC